This is a messenger RNA of Morchella sextelata, 465 nucleotides long. RefSeq lists its product as uncharacterized. The record is from RefSeq and is a predicted model, not a curated record. The coding region runs from base 1 to 465 and encodes 154 amino acids. Lineage: Eukaryota; Fungi; Ascomycota; Pezizomycetes; Pezizales; Morchellaceae. The transcript has 9 exons.
AUGAGACUUCAAGCCUAUUUCAGAACUAACUGCCACAUGCUUGGAUCUUUCACCCAUCUCCCAACACAAGGACUAAUUGCGGAUCCAUAUUUUCUUUGCUUGCCAGAUAGCCUCCCACGAUCUCGAGAGGUUGCUCGAGAGGGAGGAAGCAUAAACACCAGCCAGUAUAACAGGGUGGAGAGGUGGAAUGAAAUAUUUGGAGCCAAGCGCGAUCUUAUCGAUCAGGCAAAGUCGGAAUCACUCGCUAUCACUCGAAGGUUUCACUGGACACCGAAAUUACCCAACGAGGGCUCGGUAAAAUGUUUCGAGACGAAGAAUCGAGAUCCCCGAAGCGAUAUCUACCCAGAUACUAUUAUCAAUGAUCCACUUUUCGGGCCGGUUCUAUGGCGUAAAAUAGUGCAGAAAAACACAAUUCAGAUCUAUUACAAGAGAGUAUCAAGGCAUAAAGACUCAAUUCCUACUUAG